UCGGAAAAAUGAGGAGUAUGAGCCAGACAGCCUGAAGUCAAUACAGUCAUCGAUUAAUAGGCACUUGAUGGAAAAGAGUGGAAUAAAUAUUCUUAAAGAUAAGGAAUUUCACCACAGUAGAGAGGUGUUAUCCGCGAAAAGAAAGCACUUGAAGUCACAGGGACUGGGAAACAAAAAGAUGAAAGCUGAUCCAUUCUCAUCCUCUGAAAUAGAUAUGCUAUUUGAACAGAAUCUCCUAGGAACAGGCAACCCUGAGGCACUACUUAAUACCAUAUGGUUAAAUAAUACUUUGCACUUUGGUAUGAGGGGAAGGAAAGAGCAUACUGACAUGUUAUUUGGAGACAUAAAAAUGAUGACAACAGCAAGUGGAGAGCAAUAUUUGGAAUACAAUGAAAGUCUGACUAAAACCAGGACAGGACAAAGUGACAGUAGAGCAUUUGCACCUAAAAUGUUUGCAACACCAGAUAAUCCACGCUGUCCAGUGAAUGCAUUCAAGCAAUAUAUUCGUCGUCGCCCUGAAUAUGCUCUGACUCCAGACAGUCGCUUUUAUCUAAGUAUUAAAAGGAUAAUACAACCUGAUGCCAGUGAAAAUGCUAAACAAACAUGGUUUACCAUGCAGCCAUUGGGUAAAAAUACUCUAGGAGAUUUAGCUAAAAAAAUGUCUAUGAAAGGUGGUCUUACAGGAAGAAAGGUUAACCAUAGUGUUCGCAAAACUACAGUGUCCUCACUUCUUCACUCCAAUGUGGAGGCUACUACCGUCAUGCAGUUGACAGGCCAUAAGAAUGUUGCUUCCGUCAAUGAGUAUAGUUCAGCAUCAUUACAGCAACAGCAAACUAUGUCAAAUAUCUUAUCCGAUAUUGGUUCAGGAAGCCGGGGAUUAAUACCACAAGAACCAACUCCAAACACUAGCAUUGAAGCCAAAUCUGCAGAUUUUCCGGAGGAUGAUAUUUUUCACAGUGUUGAAUUAAAUGAAGUUUGCAAAACAAUUGAAAAUUUUGAAUCUGUAUAAAAAAAUGUAAAAAUAAA
Mytilus trossulus (common blue mussel) is the source of this 1026-nucleotide messenger RNA. RefSeq lists its product as uncharacterized. The record is from RefSeq and is a predicted model, not a curated record. Bases 68 to 1009 code for a protein of 313 amino acids. Gene Ontology annotation, molecular function: DNA binding. NCBI's taxonomy places the organism in Eukaryota, Metazoa, Mollusca, Bivalvia, Mytilida, Mytilidae. The transcript has 3 exons. Gene Ontology annotation, biological process: DNA recombination; DNA integration.